Molecule: messenger RNA, 1064 nt
Organism: Spinacia oleracea (spinach)
Lineage: Eukaryota; Viridiplantae; Streptophyta; Magnoliopsida; Caryophyllales; Amaranthaceae
Exons: 3
Coding region: 566-871 (101 amino acids)
Source: RefSeq, a predicted model, not a curated record
AACUAUAUUUUUCAACUUUGUUGUUCUUGCACCUCUCUUCACGCUUACAGUAGAAUGAGUUCCCUUCAUUUAUAUCUUUCUUGGGUGCAAUAGGAUUUGUUUUUUUUUAUCUGCCUGUGACUAUCAGAGGAUUUAGCCUUUUUAUCUCUUCACAGGCACAUAGUUCCUCCGUUUCUAAAUACAGGUAGAUCUUAGUCCCAUGGCGAUGCCAUAAGCACGGAUACAAAUGGUUGUGUGAUGGUUCUAAGUCCUUAGCUUCUAAGUCUCGCUUCACAUGGCUGUGUGAUGGUUUUUAGCCUCACUUACGGAUAUCCUGGGAUUUCUGGGAACCAAUAAGCAUGUAGAGCUUGACCCAUCUACGUGUAUGUGUGGUAUGUGAAUAGAACACAUGUGGUUAAACAGGUGAAAUUGUGGCAUCUAAAUAUUCUUAAACAGGAUUCUACUUUCACUGAGCCAGCUUCAUGUGCUACAAUCAAAAUUCUUUGAAUCAAACAUGAUUAUCAUCAAUGUCUGAUCUGAUUUAAACAACUUUCCAUAUAUUUUCUUGAAACUCAAUACCUAUUUGAUGAUGUCCUGUUUCAGCUCAUUGCGGAACCAUGGGAAUGUGGAGGGCUUUAUCAAGUUUGUGUUUUUCCUCACUGGGGCAUUUGGUCAGAAUGGAAUGGAAAGUAUCGUGACAUGGUGCGGCUAUUUAUCAAAGGAACGGAUGGAUUUACUGGUGCUUUUGCUGAAUGCCUGUGUGGUAGCCCAAAUCUGUACAAGGUUUUCAAAACUAGCUCCAAGGGAGGGGCCCUUUACCCAAGAGGAGUUGGAUGAAGUUCGAGACAAGUGGGCUACUUACUUCAACGAUUGUGAACUACCCUCAGUGUAAUAAAUAGAGCAGGCUUGUAGUUAUCUGUGACUCUUACAUUAUUUUGUUAUUUAUCGAUUUAAUUAAUUACAUUUGAAUUAAUUCGGUAAUAUUAUUGGAAAUUUGAAAUUUAUAUCAUUUUUGAGGAAUGUCAAGCUGAUGUUUGGUGAAACAGUAUUCUAUAAAUUAUAAUGCAGAAUUUUAUAUUGAAAAA